CAGAGCGUGUGGCCUGGAAACUGUGCAGUUAAGGCCCAAGGUUUGAAAUUAGUGUGUUACGUGUAAAGUAUCAUUUACCACCGAUACCGCUACAUAUUGCCCUGUUUCACACUGCAUCGGGCUAUUUCGGUCCGAUACAGGUGCUGAUGCACCCAUAUUGUUCAUGGGCAAUAUGUACUGUUUUUGGAUGCUACUUUAAACCUUGGUGGGGCCCACCUUUUCAAUGAUUGGGGCUGUUCGUCUGGUGGGGCCUUGUUUUAUAUCUGAUAUGCCUGAAAGAUCUUUGCCUUUGGAUGUAAAUUUUAUACUUGCAUUCUUUUUUGCGUGGCUAGUGCCUUGGUGGCUAAUUAAUAAAAGGACGGUUAUCCUUAACAAAAUAAAAAAUAAAAAAUUCUGCCGUUGGAUGAUAUUCGACUAUCUAAUUGUUGGAUUGAAAUGAAUGGUUUAGCCAGUGAUCCACUUUCAAUGUGAAAACCUAUUCAUUUUGGUCCCGGAAGUUAGAUGGUAUGGGCUGCUGAAAGAUUGGCCGUCUUUUCCUUUGCUGGCCAAAAAGAAAAUCCUGUUUAAUUUAGUCAUGCAUUGUAUGGUUCCUGUUUUAGAGAAGGGGAAAUAUAUGAUACUUGUCUGACCAAAGCAAUUUUUUUGGGGGGGCCCACUAAAUACAGAGUUGAGUUCCAUCAUUCAGUGAUCUUGACGGAUUAUUUGUUGGAUGCUAUCAUGAAUUAGCUGUCUCAAAAAUAUCCACAUCGGAAAAAUCCUAGCUACAAGAUUGGUGGAGUAUUUCCUGUUGGAUGCCAACAGCUGGCUGAAUCGUUCAUUUACAGUCCGUCAGACUAUUAAGAUUGUCCUAAGGAUGACAUUUUCGUGGAUUAACGAAAUUUGUCCCCCAUUUGUAUGGUUGUAGGGUCAACCAGAAAACCCAUUAUUCAGCUGCGCUCUUAAUGAAUGCACUAUCGUAAAUUUCAUCUCUUUUGAUUUUUUGGGCAGGAUGAGAAUGGGCAUUGAAGAACAUGGUUUGUUUGAAACCUAACUUAGAUUUUCAGAAGAUUACAGUUUCCUGUGGACUCAUUUGGAAGUAGAAAUAGAAAUAUGGGAAUUACUAGUGAAUAAGGGUGUUUGAGAAGAUUGGGAUUAUUAGCAUUCCUUGGCUUCCACCCAAUUGAUUAUGGGAUUGUGAAAUCAAGAAAAUAAGAAGUUGGGGUUUCUCUUUCAUUGAAAUUUGAUUUCUAGUGGAGGGAUAUUCAAGAAAAAACCACUAGCUUCUGUUGCAGCAUUUGGGUUUCCUCUCUUUGUUUGUUGGGUCUAUACUUGCAAGUUAGAAUCAUGUCUGUGACGGCAGGCGUUAGCGACACUGUAAUCACGAUUAGAGAUAAGCUUCGAGGGAAGAUUGGACAGACCAAGGUGAAAAGGUAUUGGCCUGGUAAAGCCCCUGAAUGGGCAGAUGAUGCUGAUGAAGAUGGAGAUAUUAGAACAGCUCGAGCCGUUGCUCUUGAGAAAGCUUUUCCUAGCCAGGAUGAUUUGGAUGUUAAAGUAAAGGAUGACCCUAGGCUGCGUCGUCUAGCUGAGAGCAAGAUAGACAAUAAAGAAGAGGUGAGGGCUGACCAUCGGCGUAUCCGGCAAGCUGAGAUUGUUUCGACUAUAGAAGAGGAAAACAGGAGGCAAGAAAGAUUGGAUUUGGAGGAGGAGGACGAGGAUGCGUUGGAGGAAAGGAGGAGAAGAAUCAGGGAGAAAUUGCUUCAGAAGCAGCAGGAAGAAGGUGCACUUCUUCCAGAGGAAGAGGAAGAGGAGAUAGAGGAAGAGGAAGAGGAGGAAUCUGAGUAUGAAACUGAUUCGGAAGAAGAACAAUCUGGUAUUGCAAUGAUAAAGCCUGUCUUUGUCCCUAAGUCAGAGCGGGAUACCAUAGCCGAGCGUGAGCGGCUCGAAGCAGAAGAAAGGGCACUUGAGGAAUUGGUGAAGAGGAGGUUGGAAGAGCGGAAGGUGGAAACAAAACAGAUUGUUGUUGAGGAGAUCCGGAAGGAUGAAGAGAUCCAAAAGAAUUUGGACGUGGAGGCCAAUACUGCUGAUAUUGACACGGAUGAUGAGGUUAAUGAAGCAGAGGAGUAUGAAGCUUGGAAGGCUAGAGAAAUUGCAAGGAUAAAGAGGGAUAGAGAGGACCGAGAGGCUAUGCUGAAGGAGAAGGAAGAGGUCGAUAAGGUGAGAAACAUGACAGAGGAAGAGCGUAGGGAAUGGGAGAGGAAGAAUCCAAAACCCCUUCCUCCGCCCAAGCAGAAGUGGAGGUUUAUGCAGAAGUAUUACCACAAGGGUGCCUUCUUCCAAUCAGAAGUGGAUGAUUGUGCGGCAACAGCCAGGUCAGACGAGAUCUACAAGCGUGACUUCUCUGCUCCUACUGGUGAAGAUAAGAUGGACAAAACUAUAUUGCCCAAGGUCAUGCAAGUCAAGCACUUCGGGCGUAGUGGAAGGACUAAGUGGACCCAUCUUGUCAAUGAGGAUACGACUGAUUGGAACAAUCCGUGGACCUACAAUGAUCCUCUUCGAGCGAAAUAUAAUGCUAAAAUGGCCGGCAUGAAUGCACAGAUAACUAAGCCAAAAGGAAGCAAGAAGCUCAAGGAUUGGGAGUCCCAUUAAUUUAUUCUGUGAAUCCAUGUCUUGAGGUUCAAAAAUCUACUUCACCUGGGACUUGCAAGAGAAAUGCCAUUUGGAUUGUGGUUAUAUAGACGGUGGAUCUGUUUGCUGUCUCCCUCUUUUUCUUCUUUUUUUCCCUCUACACAUCUGCACGGGCAAAUGCUUGUAUUGAAGUAGGUGGUGUGUCAUUUAGCCCGUUUCACUUCCAGUCUCCAUUUCCAUCAGACUUCUAAUCAUUUGUGGUAGUAUUUCAUCGGAUUUCAAUAUAAACAAUAUGCAGGCACUUU
This is a messenger RNA of Magnolia sinica, 2909 nucleotides long. RefSeq lists its product as uncharacterized. Gene Ontology annotation, molecular function: RNA binding. Gene Ontology annotation, cellular component: U2-type spliceosomal complex. Lineage: Eukaryota; Viridiplantae; Streptophyta; Magnoliopsida; Magnoliales; Magnoliaceae. The record is from RefSeq and is a predicted model, not a curated record. Bases 1324 to 2625 code for a protein of 433 amino acids. The transcript has 2 exons. Gene Ontology annotation, biological process: mRNA splicing, via spliceosome.